Rhipicephalus microplus (southern cattle tick) is the source of this 546-nucleotide messenger RNA. RefSeq lists its product as uncharacterized. The record is from RefSeq and is a predicted model, not a curated record. Lineage: Eukaryota; Metazoa; Arthropoda; Arachnida; Ixodida; Ixodidae.
AUGGAUUAUCAAGUAAGUUUGUUGCUCAAGGAUGGCACAACACCGGUCUCUUGUAAACCUCGACCGGUGCCCAUCGCACUCCGAGAUCCCGUUUUUCAACGAUUGAGGGCCUGGCAGAACGCAGGGGUGAUUGUUCCCAUCCUAAAGAGUGACUGGGGCACGCCACUUGUGGUGGUUCCAAAAGGAGACAAAACGGUCAAGAUUUGCGGAGACUACAGAAUGACGGUGAACCCCCGCUUGCGCACCGAUCAUUAUCCGCUGCCAGUCAUGGAAGAUUUGUUUGUAGCCUUGCAUGGGUGCAAAUAUUUCACUGUGCUUGACCUUUCAACCGCGUAUCGGCAGCUGCAGUUUCACCCUGACUUGCAGUCUUUGCUCACGAUAAAUACGCACAUGGGGCUGUUUAAGUUUACGCGCCUACCGUAUGGGAUAACCAGUGCACCCUCGAUAUUCCAGGCAGUCAUGGACGAUGUUCUAGGAGGCCUAGAUAAAGUCACCUGCUACUUGGAUGAUGUGUUGAUUGCCGGGGAAAGUUUUGAGGAGUGUUGA